AUGGCCAAGUGGGGAGAAGGUGAUCCGCGCUGGAUUGUGGAGGAGCGUGCCGACGCCACCAAUGUUAACAACUGGCAUUGGUAAGAUUUUGAUUGGGAACACUGGAAAUUAGCGAUAAAACGAACAAAGAAGCAUAAAGAAACAUUGCAGGUCGGAGAAGAACGCGACUCCGUGGUCUUUGAACCGUCUUCGCGAGCUUCUCAAUGGAUUUUCUGCCGAAGUAAGUGUUCUUUACUUUCAACCUUUCAAAAUUCCUGAUUCCAGGAUGGUCCGAUCGUGGUAACCAUUGAUGAAGUCAAGAAAAUUGACGGUGAGGCGACGGCAAACAAUCGCAAAGCCAAACUGAUUUUCUUGUUCGAAUGGGUGAUCGAAGGAACAUUCGUCGCUCGGAUCUCCGGCUCGGAGGACGAGUACAAAGGAAAGUUCGAUAUUCCGAACCUCAGCGACGAGAACGACGCGUCGGAAGUGGACGUGAACACUUCCCUGAGCGGAAACGGCCCUCUAAACCAUCAAAUCCGCCAAAUGCUCAACAAAUCGUUCAUUUCCAAAAUACAAGACGUCUUGGCCAUUUACAUUCGCGAGUUGAAAGAAGAAUUCAGCAAAGGAUUGAUCCUCCCGACCGAUCAAAUCAAGCCUCAAGUGGUCACGAAGGGAAAGACUACGGUAUCUGUGGACAAGAAACAGUUCCAGAAUACCGUAAUCGCCGAGAAGGACUCCACCACCUCCGGAAACGAGGUGUUCACGACUACUGAAGUUUCUGUGUCGGAUAUUUUCAAAGCGACGCCUGAUCGUGUUUUCGAGGUGCUCAGUGAGCAACAACUCGUUCGCGGAUGGUCAAACAACUCGAUCGGAGAGUGGAACUUCACCGAAGGCGGCAAUUUUUCACUUUUCGGUGGAAAUGUCACCGGAAAGUUUGUGAAAAUCGAGGACGCCAAGGAGAUUGUGACCAACUGGCGACUGAAGAAGUACCCGAACAACCAUCAUGCCACUAUUCACUUUGUUCUGAAUGAUAAUGUGAGUGAAAAACGUUUCUUCAUAUAACUGUGUGCAUUUUCAGGGCUCUGGAACGGAUAUCAAGAUCAUUGCGAAGGAGGUUCCGUCCCAUUUGGCCGAUGAGACCCGCCAAGGCCUCGACCGCUUCUAUCUGACCAGCAUCUCGCGUACUUUUGGAUUCAGUCAGCGCAUGUGA
Molecule: messenger RNA, 1189 nt
Organism: Caenorhabditis sp. 36 PRJEB53466
Lineage: Eukaryota; Metazoa; Nematoda; Chromadorea; Rhabditida; Rhabditidae
Source: the annotation of a GenBank genome assembly